GGAGGGACCUCUGUGGACACAAAAGCCUGAUGGUGCAGCCAGGAGUGACAGAAAACGACAGAGAAGCCAAAGGAGCAGGUAUCUGACUCUACUCAAGCCAUGGGAAGACCAGAGCAGCUGUAGGAGACGCAGGAACUGAUAGAAGUUCAUCAGCAGCUCUUCAUCUGACAGAAGGGUUGGACUUGUGGAUAAAGGAAUCCUACUCCUGGAGAGACAAAUCAACUGGCUUUAGUGGUGCAUAUCAAGGAGAAAACUACAUCAAUGAGGACACCUGGCAUGGCGGUAUUCAAGCAGCAGAAUGUGGACGAUUUCUAUGAAAUUGGAGAAGAACUGGGAAGCGGGCAGUUUGCAAUUGUCAAGCGCUGCAUAGAGAAGAGCACAAGAACCGAAUAUGCAGCCAAGUUCAUCAAGAAGCGGCAGAGUCGGGCCAGCAGACGGGGAGUCAGAAGAGAGGAGAUUGAGAGGGAAGUGGACAUCCUGCAGCAGAUUCAACACUCCAACAUCGUAGCGCUGCAUGACGUGUACGAGAACCGCACAGAUGUGGUGCUCAUCCUCGAACUGGUCUCUGGAGGGGAGCUGUUUGAUUUCCUGGCUCAGAAGGAGUCUCUCAGCGAGGAAGAGGCCACUCAGUUUAUCAAACAGAUCCUAGAUGGAGUCCAGUACCUCCACUCCAAGAGGAUUGCACAUUUUGAUCUAAAGCCUGAAAACAUAAUGCUGCUAGACAGGAACGUUACUCUACCCCGCAUCAAGCUCAUAGACUUCGGCCUGGCGCACAAAAUAGAAGCUGGGGCAGAUUUCAAAAACAUUUUUGGUACUCCUGAAUUUGUUGCUCCGGAGAUAGUCAACUAUGAGCCGCUGGGAUUGGAGGCAGACAUGUGGAGCAUCGGAGUCAUCACUUAUAUACUUCUGAGCGGUGCAUCUCCUUUCCUUGGUGACACGAAGCAGGAGACACUGGGAAACAUAUCAGCGAUGAACUACGAGUUCGAUGAAGAGCUCUUCAGCAAUACCAGUGAGCUGGCCAAGAGCUUCAUCAGACAGCUCCUGGAAAAGGACACGAGAAAGCGGAUGACUAUACAAGACACCCUCAAUCAUCCUUGGAUUAAGUCCUGUGGCCACAUAGAGGAGCACAGCGCUGCCCCCGAGGCCGAGAAGAAAGCGGAGCAGCUGAAGACCAUGCGUCUUAAGGAGUACACCAUCCAAUCGCACUCCAGCAUGCCUCAGAACAACACGUAUGCCAACUUUGAGCGUUUCGCCCAUGUUGUGGAGGACAUCAGCUUGAUGGAGACGGGGCUGUCAGAGGUGGCGGGAGCCCACCACACCCUGCAGGGCGACAUAGAAGCUCUGCUCUCCAUCUACAACGACAAGGAGGCCUGGUACAAGGAGGAGAGCGAGACUGCCAGGAAGCAGCUCUCCCAAGCCUGCUAUGAGUUUCGCAAAGUGGAGGCCACCAGGAGGCUGCUGCAGGAGGACAUGAAGACCAUAGACGCCACUCUGGAGAGCAUCAGCGGGAAGUACAACCACAGGCAGAGCCAGCUGGACUCUCUGAGGCAGGAGCUGAACUCUGAGCUGCAGUGGCUGCAGGAGGUGAUGAGCUCUCUGCAUCCUGACGGAGCCAACGGCAGCAUCCACAGCAGCAGUCUGAGUACAGACGUGAAGCAAGCGCUGAAGGAGCUGCUUCAUCAGUCCUGUGGAGGGGAACUGCGCCCCGAGGCCGAGCAGUCGCUAACAGAGUCCGGCUAACACGCACCAGUGAAGACACACUUUCACCGACCUUCAAAAUCUUAAUGUGUUUUUGAAAAUUAGACCGUCGUUUGAAUUCAACACAUUGUUUUGGGGAUUUUUUGCAACUGCACAAACCUUUGAAUGUAUAGUCUUUAUAUUUUCUUUAUUUCUAGAUUUUUUCUUGUGUAAACAAGAAUAAACUUCAUUGUGUUCGUUAAACAACAUUUUUCAGGUCGAGGAAUAGUAGGUGUACAGAUAGGCAUGUGGGAAAUGUGCUCAAUGCAUUCUCUUAAAGGACAAUACCAUACCUCAGCUUUGAUGUUUGUAGGGUUAAUGUGGAAGUAAAGGUACAAACCAGUUAGCUUGGCUCAGCACAAAGUCUGGAAACAGGGGAAAAGGAUAGUCUGCUUUGUCUGAAAGUAAAGAAAAAAUCUGCACACCAGAACUAAUAAAACUCUUAAAUUUACACAUUAUUUCUUGGAUGUUUAAGCUGCACAGAAAUCGCAGCACAAUUAAUUUUUUGUUCCAUUUAAACAAAUGAUUUGGAACACAAAUCUUUUGUCAUUCUGGAUGUUUUUACUUCUGAUCUCAAGCUAAGCUAAUGUCUGGCUUCAGCUUCCACUUUAAUGCACAUAUUUAAGAGGUAUGUAUCUGAAAUCUCUGCAAGAGAGCAAGUAGUCAUAUUUCCAAGCUAUCAAACUGUUCCUUUAAGUGGAAUAUUUAUGCAACAACACUAGUACUUACUCUUAACUUGAAGUGAUCGAUAAUUAAACUCAUUUAUUUAUGUAUCGCUCCUGUUUCAGUGACUUUUGUAGAUUUUAGCUGAACAAGUUGUACUAAUAAAAAUAGAUAUUACUUAUGAAGAUUUUGACUGUGCCACAUGCUAGAAUAAGACACAGGGUAAAGCAUUAGUUCUUCUCAAUGGAAUGUAUCAAAAUUUCAAAUUUAUUGAUUCAUUUUUAUUUUUCAUUUUAUUGUCUUUAUGCGACUGUGUAUUGAUUUAUUUUUUUAAACAAUGGUUAUCCAUUUGAAAAAUUAUAUGUAUACUCAUGACGGUUUUGAAAGAAAACUAUUUUAAUGAAUCAAAAUGUGCACUUUUUUGUAAGUUGAAUGUAUUUAUUUAUUCUGGAGAAUCUUUUUUUUAUUAUUUCUUUCUUGGAGAUGUUCUAUAAGCUAACAGUAAAAACAACAUCUGUGAUCAGAUCUUGUGUGUUUCUUACUUCCUUGUCGGUGUUUUUUAAGCACCUCAACACACUUUUUGCUCCACCUUUCACGUGCACGCUGAAAUAAAUCUCAGUCAUUCACUGUGUAUCCAGUUUCCAGAUUCCUGUGAUGUGUGAUCUGAGAUUUCAAUCAUUUUCCUGUUGCCAAAAUUAGACUAGUUUUUCAGCACAAUGUGUUUGAAACUGCUGGAAUGUUUCACUUUGAUGUGAGAGAUCCUUCCUGUGGAAUUUCAUCCCUCAUUGUGUC
Acanthochromis polyacanthus (spiny chromis) is the source of this 3192-nucleotide messenger RNA. RefSeq names its product death-associated protein kinase 2b (gene dapk2b). Gene Ontology annotation, molecular function: protein serine/threonine kinase activity; ATP binding. The transcript is spliced from 10 exons. The coding region runs from base 262 to 1740 and encodes 492 amino acids. Gene Ontology annotation, biological process: intracellular signal transduction; protein phosphorylation; positive regulation of apoptotic process. The record is from RefSeq and is a predicted model, not a curated record. NCBI's taxonomy places the organism in Eukaryota, Metazoa, Chordata, Actinopteri, Pomacentridae. Gene Ontology annotation, cellular component: cytoplasm; nucleus.